CUAGCAUUAGUCCUUAGCGCCAUAACCCCAUAAAAGCCAACCGUCGUCUCCAACGUUCAAGCCAGGGCAAAGAAAUAAAAAUGGACGAUCGAAAGCAGAUCUACCAUAUCAUUUGUUUCUCAGUUCUUUUCUGUAGCUUCAUUUAUCCAUGCCUCUCCGAGCUCUGCCAUCCCCAAGACAAGAAAGCUCUUCUCCAAAUAAAGAAAGGCUUCAACAACCCUCAUGUCUUCUCCACUUGGGACCCGAACACCGACUGCUGCGUCAACUGGGGCGGCGCCCAUUGCGACGAAAAGAACAACCGGAUCGAAACCCUCGAGAUCUACUUCGGCGGCGGCGAUCUCUCCGGUCCUAUCCCUCCCGAAAUCGGCGACCUUCCUUACCUCCGGAUACUCUGGUGGCACAAGCAGCCCAACUUGACGGGACCGAUCCCACAAUCCAUCACUAAGCUUAAGAGGCUCAGUUACCUCGUCAUCACCUGGGCCAACCUCUCCGGUCCCAUCCCGGACUUUCUCAGCGAGAUCAAAAGCCUCGUAUCUAUCGAAUUCUCAUUCAACAACCUAACCGGACCGAUCCCGAGCUCGCUUUCUAGGUUAACGAACCUAACGGGGCUUGUUUUGGACCGGAACAAGCUCACCGGACCAAUCCCCGACUCGUUUGGAGAAUUCCAAGGUUUCAGUUUUUACCUCAAACUGUCCCACAACCAGCUUUCGGGGAAAAUACCGGCCUCCUUGGGAAAGAAAGACUUCACCUACGUAGAUCUUUCGCGGAACAAGCUCGAGGGCGAUGCGUCGGUGCUGUUCGGGUCGAAUAAGAAGAUGACACAACAGGUUUACCUGUCGAGGAACUUGUUUGAGUUCGAUUUGUCGGAGGUUGAGUUUCCGAAGAGUUUGAUUGAGUUGGAUCUGAGCCAUAAUAAGAUUACCGGGAGUAUUCCGGUGGGACUGACCGCAGUGGAUUACUUGCAGGGAUUGAAUGUGAGUUACAACAGGUUGUGUGGGAAGAUUCCGGUGGGCGGGGCGUUGCAGGGCUUCGACUACACGGCCUAUUUCCACAACCGCUGCUUGUGCGGUUCUCCGCUCAUGGAAAGUUGUAAAUAGCUAGCGAAUAAUUCUACUAUGUAAUUUUUAAGUAAUUUAUGUAAUUCUCAAUUAAUUAGAAUAUGAAUGAUAACGUUCAAAGGUUUUGGCAUA
Morus notabilis is the source of this 1190-nucleotide messenger RNA. RefSeq names its product polygalacturonase inhibitor. Lineage: Eukaryota; Viridiplantae; Streptophyta; Magnoliopsida; Rosales; Moraceae. Gene Ontology annotation, molecular function: protein binding. The coding region runs from base 81 to 1097 and encodes 338 amino acids. The record is from RefSeq and is a predicted model, not a curated record. The transcript has a single exon.